AUGUGCUGCAUCCUCCUACCUCCCUGCCUGCCUCCCUGCUCACUCCAUCAGUCACUGGUCAUCGCCUCUACAGUGACUGUACACCUGAGGCACUGCAGGAGCAGUAUAAAAGUGGGCCCUUCUCCUCACUCUUUCACCCACUCCACUUGCCUCCAUCUCCUUAGGAACAAGGUGCACCUCCAGCCCCAAGACAUGUCCUGCUACAGCCCGUGCCUGCCAUGCCAGCCCUGUGGCCCCACCCCGCUGGCCAACAGCUGCAAUGAGCCUUGUGUCAGGCAGUGCCAGGACUCCACCGUCGUCAUCCAGCCCUCCCCCGUGGUGGUGACCCUGCCCGGACCCAUCCUCAGCUCCUUCCCGCAGAACACCGCCGUGGGAUCCUCCACCUCCGCUGCCGUUGGCAGCAUCCUCAGCUCUGCGGGAGUGCCCAUCUCCUCCGGGGGCUUUGGCCUCUCCGGCCUCUCUGGCUUGGGUAGCCGCCCCUGCGGCACAAGGUGCCCCCCCUGCUAA
Molecule: messenger RNA, 507 nt
Organism: Chroicocephalus ridibundus (black-headed gull)
Lineage: Eukaryota; Metazoa; Chordata; Aves; Charadriiformes; Laridae
Product: feather keratin 1-like
Exons: 3
Coding region: 1-507 (168 amino acids)
Cellular component (GO): intermediate filament
Molecular function (GO): structural constituent of cytoskeleton
Source: RefSeq, a predicted model, not a curated record